Aedes aegypti (yellow fever mosquito) is the source of this 759-nucleotide messenger RNA. Its product is annotated as keratin-associated protein 19-2. Lineage: Eukaryota; Metazoa; Arthropoda; Insecta; Diptera; Culicidae. The transcript is spliced from 3 exons. The coding region runs from base 102 to 422 and encodes 106 amino acids. The record is from RefSeq and is a predicted model, not a curated record.
CAGCAACAGUAUCAUAUCAGUGUUAGCAAUCCUUUAGUGCAGAAGUGCAUCAAUCGCAGAUUACAGUUUAACUGUUUGAAACAACCAAAACAACCAUCAAGAUGAAAUCCUUCAUUGCCUUGUUCAUCAUCCUUGCCAUCGCUGCCGUCUAUGGCGCUGAGGAGACCAAGACCACCGAGAAGCGAGGCAUCUACGGAGGACUUGGCUACGGAUAUCCCGGCUACGGUGGACUCGGCGGUUACUACGGAGGACUCGGUGGAUAUGGCGGAUACGGCGGACUGGGCUAUGGCGGAUACCACUCUGCUGGAUACUACGGUGGCUACCCAGCUGCUGGUGCAGGAUACCUCGGAGGACACGGAUACUACAGCGGAGGUCUGCAUGGAUACCCAUACAGUGGACUGGGCUACCAUGGAAUACACUAAACGGCGUCGACGAGAUGAUGACGAUGAGCUCCUAUGCGAAACAAGGCUGUUCCUUUCCAACCAUCCCCACCAAAAUGAUGUGUCUACACAAUGAGGCGAAGACUUUUCAACAACUACAACAUCUUUCAUUCGUUUGAAGAUGCGUGUGUAAAGUGAAGAAAUCAACAGAACGAACAUAAGUAUCGAACGACAUGUAUAUUUUUUAUAUCCAUUUUUUUCAACGUCUAUUACUCUUCUUAUACUCAAUAUCGACGAAGCGAUACACUGUCAAAGAUGUAGUGUUUCAAAAUUUAACCAUGUGUAAAUACUUGUGAUGAUUUAUUAUUUCGUACGACAU